Molecule: messenger RNA, 1351 nt
Organism: Myotis lucifugus (little brown bat)
Lineage: Eukaryota; Metazoa; Chordata; Mammalia; Chiroptera; Vespertilionidae
Gene: HNF4A
Product: hepatocyte nuclear factor 4 alpha
Exons: 8
Coding region: 1-1107 (368 amino acids)
Biological process (GO): anatomical structure development; positive regulation of transcription by RNA polymerase II; cell differentiation
Molecular function (GO): zinc ion binding; RNA polymerase II cis-regulatory region sequence-specific DNA binding; nuclear receptor activity
Source: RefSeq, a predicted model, not a curated record
AUGCGCCUCUCCAAAACCCUGGUCGACAUGGACAUGGCCGACUACAGUGCUGCGCUGGACCCAGCCUACACCACCCUGGAAUUUGAGAAUGUGCAGGUGUUGACGAUGGGCAAUGACACAUCCCCCUCAGAAGGUGCUAACCUCAACGCGACCAACAACCUCGGUGUCAGUGCCCUGUGCGCCAUCUGUGGAGACCGGGCCACAGGCAAACACUACGGCGCCUCAAGCUGUGAUGGCUGCAAGGGCUUCUUCCGGAGGAGCGUGAGAAAGAACCACAUGUACUCCUGCAGAUUUAGUCGGCAGUGCGUGGUGGACAAAGACAAGAGGAACCAGUGCCGCUACUGCAGGCUCAAGAAGUGCUUCCGGGCUGGCAUGAAGAAGGAAGCAUUUUCCUUCAUCUCCCCUCAGAUCACCUCCCCUGUCUCUGGGAUCAACGGAGACAUCCGGGCAAAGAAGAUCGCCAGCAUUGCAGACGUGUGCGAGUCCAUGAAGGAGCAGCUGCUGGUGCUCGUUGAGUGGGCCAAGUACAUCCCAGCUUUCUGCGAACUUCCCCUGGACGACCAGGUGCGGGCGGACGUGGACUCCAUCAUCUUCUUUGACCCAGAUGCUAAAGGUUUGAGUGAUCCAGGUAAGAUCAAGAGGCUGCGGUCCCAGGUGCAGGUGAGCCUGGAGGACUACAUCAAUGACCGCCAGUAUGACUCACGUGGCCGCUUCGGCGAGCUGCUGCUGCUGCUGCCCACCCUGCAGAGCAUCACCUGGCAGAUGAUUGAGCAGAUCCAGUUCAUCAAGCUCUUCGGCAUGGCCAAGAUCGACAACCUGCUGCAGGAGAUGCUGCUGGGAGGAUCCUCCAGUGAUGCAACCCAUGCCCAUCAUCCCCUGCACCCUCACCUGAUGCAGGAACACAUGGGCACCAACGUCAUUGUUGCCAACACGAUGCCUACUCACCUCAGCAACGGACAGAUGUCCACCCCUGAGACUCCACAGCCCUCACCACCAGGUGGCUCAGGGUCUGAGCCCUACAAACUCCUGCCAGGAGCCAUCACCACAAUUGUCAAGCCCCCCUCUGCCAUCCCCCAGCUGACUAUCACGAAGCAAGAAGUCAUCUAGCAAGUCCCCGGGGUCAGGGGCUCUGCUGGCCCUCCAGUCCCCUCUGAGAGCCCCUGGUAGUCACUUGGUCACAGGGCUGGAAGCUGUGACAGUAGGGCCAGUCCCAAAGCAGUAGUGAAAAGGGCAAAGGGCCCAAGAACUUGGGCUGUGGGCCACAACACAUUGCCCCCCUCCUCUGCUCUGGACGAUGGGGCCUUGACUUGGGGAGCUCCCAGCUGGAGAAUCCUCUGCUGCCUUGGACAAC